Triticum aestivum (bread wheat) is the source of this 1770-nucleotide messenger RNA. Its product is annotated as P-loop guanosine triphosphatase YjiA. The transcript is spliced from 9 exons. The record is from RefSeq and is a predicted model, not a curated record. Bases 79 to 1479 code for a protein of 466 amino acids. NCBI's taxonomy places the organism in Eukaryota, Viridiplantae, Streptophyta, Magnoliopsida, Poales, Poaceae. Gene Ontology annotation, cellular component: cytoplasm.
CCUCGCACUCGCACCAUUGGUCCGUCCCACAAUAUCCACUUGCGCUACCCCGCUCCCCGCUCCCCGCACCCCGCAGCCAUGGCGGCGCUCUGCUCCGCCGCCUCGCCGGCCGUCGCCAGGGCCGCGGCGCUCGGCCUGUCCGCGCGCGGCCCCGCCUCCCUCCUUCCCCUGCGCCUCCGCAUCCGCGCCGCCUCGCGCUCCUGCCACGCCGCGCCGCGGAUCGCGGCGUCGUGGCGCGCGCGGCGGCGCUUCGCCGCGUCGGCCGCCUCCACCACGGAGGAGGGCGCGGACGUCGACACCAUGAUCCCGCCCGACAACCGCAUCCCCGCCACCAUCAUCACCGGCUUCCUCGGCUCCGGCAAGACAACUUUACUAAAUCACAUACUGACAUCUCACCAUGGAAAACGGAUCGCUGUCAUUGAGAAUGAGUAUGGUGAAGUUGACAUUGAUGGUUCGUUAGUUGCCGCUCAAACUGCUGGAGCUGAGGACAUAAUGAUGCUGAACAAUGGCUGCCUUUGCUGCACUGUGCGUGGUGAUUUAGUACGAAUGAUCGGUGAAUUGGUUGACAAGAAGAAGGGAAAGUUUGACCAUCUUGUUAUUGAAACCACAGGUUUAGCAAACCCAGCACCCAUAAUACAGACAUUCUAUGCAGAAGAUACAGUUUUUAAUGAUGUCAAGCUAGAUGGUGUUGUUACUCUAGUGGAUUCAAAGCAUGCAAGGUUGCAUUUGGAUGAAGUGAAGCCCAAGGGUAUAGUCAAUGAAGCAGUUCAGCAAAUUGCUUAUGCCGACAGAAUUAUAAUUAACAAGACUGACCUUGUUAGCGAGCCUGAAGUUUCUUCCUUGGUUGAGCGUAUAAGGGUCAGUACAGUGCAUUCCAUUUACUCUUUUUUGCCAUGUGGUUAUUCCUUACAUCAUGUUUUGUGCAUGCAGAGUAUCAAUCGCAUGGCUAAUUUGAAACGAGCUCAGUAUGGUAAAGUUGAUUUGGAUUAUGUGCUUGGAAUUGGAGGCUUUGAUUUGGAGAGGAUUGAGAGUGCUGUCACUGAAGAACCACAUGAUGAGCACGAACAUGAACAUGAACACAAGCACGAACAUGACCAUGACCAUGCCCACGACCACGAUCACCAUCAUCAUGAUCAUGACCAUAAACAUGACCAUCAUGCGCAUGAUCACACCCAUGAUCCCGGUGUUUCUUCUGUAAGCAUCGUUUGCGAAGGGGAGAUGGAUCUUGAAAAGGCUGACAUGUGGUUGGGGAACCUACUGCUGGAACGCAGUGAUGACAUAUACCGGAUGAAGGGGCUGCUCUCUGUCAGUGGAAUGCCUCAACGCUUUGUCUUUCAGGGAGUGCACGACAUUUUCCAGGGAUCUCCCGACAGGAUGUGGGAGCCCAACGAACCGCGCAUCAACAAGAUUGUGUUCAUCGGCAGGAACCUCAACCGGGAAGAGCUGGAGACGGGCUUCAAGGACUGCCUGCUGAAGUAGGCCAGAGCUUCUCCUUUUGGAUGGAUCUCCAGCUUCAUGAUUUUGAGCUUUGCGGCUGCAGACCUUAUCCUUCAUUGAAAUGUCGGAAACUGAAACCGUUAUUGAACUGUCACGAAACGCGAGAUGUAUAUAUAGAUUGGGGAACAGUAGCAUAUCCUUGGAACCUGGCCGCCGUGUUGUUCGCUUCGCAGAUGUCUACUGUUAUGCACGAUGUUGCACUGUGACUUGCAGAGAUUUAUAGACUCUACUGUGACUUGAGGAAUUGCUUCAUAAGUCCGAAAAGUUUACAUA